AAUAUUUUAGAUACCUAGAAAAUGCCUAGAUUUACAGAUUUUAGCUUCGACAUCGACUGACCAAUAGAACUCCCAAGAAUACAGAUCUUUAUUAUAUUUUAUGUUAAUAAGCAAUGAUAUAGGUACCUAUAGGACUGUGGCUGCUUAUUGUACAGUACAAAUUAGCCAAAUAAGCCACUGAUUAUAGAGGGUUGAAUACUAGGCCAAGAGUGCUAGCCUACAAAAUUCAUCCAGUUUUGAAGUAAAAUGGAUCUAGAAGUUUCCAGAAAACUUAUUCCACACCACUUACUUAUGUUUGAAGGAAAUGCAGCAUUGAAAUCCUAUUACAGAAAAGUUGUAGAGAGUUAUGAUAAUAAAUUGCAAUCUCAGCUCUUCAACUGCCAGAUUUGUUACUCAGAUUUAAUCCUUCAUCACACAAGACUACAGUCAGGACACAGACCAACUAAAAAAAUGAAUAAGUUGCUAAUUCAGAUGGAAACUAAAUAUUUAAAGAAAAAACAGAUUACAUUGGUGACGCGAUACCUGAACAGUCCAAAUUAUUUGACUGUCAGAUGCCAUGCUUGUGGUAGUAUCAACAAAUUCCCAUUGACUACAACUGAAGCUAAGAUGAAAUUUAAAAAAGAACUUCUGAAAUCCAUGUUGGUGACAAAAUGUUUAGGUGUACCCGAAGUUAAAAAAAAAAGAAAGAAAGGAAAGAAGAAAGAGAAAAAAAUUGACCUCAACUGUGGCCUUCACCUUCCCAGUGACCCAGCUGUACAGAAUGCCCCAAGGACAAAUACACAGAAUGUACAGCCCAAGAAACCUGCAGAGAAUACUCUAUCCAAAGUUCCUGUCCACAAGCCCACCAAUAGUGGUAAUACCUCAGUUGGAUCUAACAGAAGCAAUACAAGGCCUGAUUCUUCAAGAGAUAAAUUAGUAAAACAACAAAAGCAUAAGAAACUAUUACAUUAUCUUUCCCAGGCAAAAACUGAAAAACACAAUGUUUCAUUGUCUGACUUUUUAUCAUCCUUGUAACAUUUAAUAUCAUUUCUAAUUUUCAAGUUAAAUAAAGAGAAUAAACUCUA
This is a messenger RNA of Biomphalaria glabrata, 1064 nucleotides long. RefSeq lists its product as uncharacterized. Bases 247 to 1014 code for a protein of 255 amino acids. Lineage: Eukaryota; Metazoa; Mollusca; Gastropoda; Planorbidae. The transcript has 7 exons. The record is from RefSeq and is a predicted model, not a curated record.